AUCCACGAUUUCUCCAAAGGUACCAUGUCUAAGUUAGCACUCUUCAUCAGCUUUACCUGUCCAUACAGGUGAAACAAUAUUGCUGUCAUCUUUCUUCAAUCAUUAUCAUUAUGAUUUUAUCCCCAUUACACCCAUCUCUCUCUUUUUCUCCUAGUUUCCUUCCUUGCCUCUCUUCUCUUUCUCUUGCUAUUAUAUACAUAUUAUAUAUACAUAUGUAUUAGACAAUCACUUCACUAACAUGUUCUCUCUCACGUUCCCUCUCUGUUGCUAACACUCACAAAAGGGAGAUAAUUUCGUUAGCAACAGAAUAACAACAGCGUGACUCCUAUAAAUAUCAGAUGACACUGUUUGAGAAGGAUGUAUGAAAAUGAUUGUGACUUCCUCAUCGAUGAUUAUGGAAUAUUACUGGAUCGCUCCCCAGGCAGUCUGUUGUUAGAUGAAAAUGGCAUUGUGCAAGAUGGUAGAAAUGAUGGCCCAGAACACAGCAGCAUUUUUUGGCAGAGUGACGGGGGUUUCGGGGACCAUCCUGAAAUCUCAGACUUCAAGACUGAAAUGCAUCAGAACUUGUUAGAAGAAUGUGGCUUACCUGAAACCAGAUACUGUAUCAGUGAUUUGGAGUUAUCAGAUGAAGAGAAGAGUUUCCCAGACAAGUUAGAAAAUAUUUCUCCAGAUAUUCUUUUUGAUGACAGGAAUGGUUUUUGUCUUCAACUAAAUUGCCAAAGUGUGGAACUUAAACCCAGAGAUUCUGAAAGUUGCCAGAAAUACUCAUUGCAACAUUUUAAAGAAUCUUUAGAUGUUUCUAAAGACAAAUCCAAUAAUUCUUUUGAUGAAGAUCCUCUUGCUGCCCUCUUGGUAAAACAUGAAGAACCAUUUGACAUUCAUGAAAACAGUGAUGAAGUGUGCGAAGAUGGAGAAUUUUUAGGAAAUAAAGAAUUCUUUGUGAAAAAUUACUAUACAUGUUACCAAAAUCCUUCUGAAAUGGUUCGUAUUCCAUCAUUGGGUGGAAAAUUGUCAUCAUCUGCUGUGAAAGGGCUAUCACCAUCAGAAACUGGAAUGGAAAAAGAAAACUAUCCAAAUAAAGAAUUCUGUAGAGAAUCAGAUGAAGAUGAACUCUUUCUGAUAACUGGACAUAUUGAUUUCAGUGAAGAGAAACCAUUCCAGCAAGAAUCAGAAGAUCUGGCAUUGAGAAGUUUAAAAGUUUCAGAAUCUGGACAAAGAUCAGAUAAAACCAUUUCUUCAAAACAUAGCACUGAAAUUUUCCCAGAAAUAUUCAACGUUAGUAAUUCUGGUAAUGAAAAUAAUUUCAAUCAUUGUCGUUCAUCUGUGAACCCUGUUGAAGAUCUUCAAAUUCCAUCUCCCUAUGACAAGGAGCAAAUUAAAGAAACUGGAGAAUCCAAUCCUGACUUCACAUUUUGGAAUUAUUCUUCCACAAUCAAUUCUUCUGUCUCAGAAAAUAGGUUUAAUGAAUUGAAAGAUCAAUCACAAAAAUAUUUUGAUGACUGCACACCAAAUUUACAUGAUGUACACUGUAUCAAUACUACAGAUGGUCAGUUUGAUAUUGAAAGAAAGAACAUGUUUGCCCUUUCAGCUGUUCCACAAGACAAGAAUGAGAUUAAUUCCACAGGCAGACUACAUGCGAAUACAUUUCUAAUAAAGGAUUUCACCAAUUUGAAAACAAUGCAAAAUGAUUAUAUGGAUCAAGAACUGUCCAAUAGCAAAAGCGGAAUGACAGCUGAUGAAAUUUGUCAAGAAUUACCAGACAAAACAACCACCUCACUCAUCCAGCAUGAAUCUGCAGUUGAUGUGAGUAAUAAUUGUUGUAAGAGGAAGAAUUCUUGUGGAAAAAUGGAUAAAGUAGAGAAUAAAAUAAAAUUCCCAGAAAGUAAAGAAGUGACUCUUGAAGAAAGAGAAAAAGGAAAAGAUGGUGAGGUAAAAAAGGAAGAGGAAGUAGAUUCAAGAACUUGGCCAACAUCUGGGGAAAUUCUCAAGAGUUCCAGAAUUAAAAGUAAGAGUGUUACUGAUGUAUCAUGUCAUUUAACUCCUGUCAAAUCAAAACACAAAUCUCUUAUAGAACUUAACAAACUCCAGACUGACCAAGGAUCUUCUGAAAAUCUCUCUACUUUCUCUUCUGUUAUGGAACUGAAUGAUAAACUUGUUCAGGAAUCUGAAAAGAGGAGAAAAGCCACUGAACUUGUUGAAGAGUUACAGAAUCAGUACAGUGAUCUUCUCACACGGUAUGCCGAUGCUGCUAAUACAAUCGAUGAGAUGCGUUUAGGCGCCAGCUCUGCCCCGUUAUUGUCAUCUCGGAACGGAUCACAAACUUUUAUGAACAACAUAAAUUUCUGUCGCCCUCUGGUGACAUCAACACCUCUGCAUUCUGCCUUUUUGGCAAAUCAAGACAGCCGAAAUGAAGGGUGUAUGAAAUCUGGUUUCCAUGGAAAUAGUGAAUCAAAGAAAUUUCAACAAGAAGGGAAUCAUGACCUCGAAUCCCAAAAAUAUGUAUCAAAGGCAGAAAGUAUUAAAAUAACACUACUGAAGGAAGCAAGAAAUCUUGAGAAAAUGAUGAAUUCUCUGGAGACCUUGCUGGAGCAAAACCAAUUGACUCGCAAAGAACAGAAGAAAUUCAUUGAAAAAGUUUGCACGGAGCAGAACAAACAGCGCCGACAAUACCUUCGCAUUAAAGAAGAAUUUGUGAUUGGAAGUGCAGCCAAUGGCAACAUAUUUGAUGAAGACAAAGAACUGGAAGGGUACCUCUUUGAUCUCCAGAUGAGAUUUGAUGAACUUGAGGAUAAAUAUCAGACCUUACAGGACAAUCUGAAAGAGCCAUUUCAGUCAGGUGACAGUUGUAGUCCAGUCGAUAGUUUAGAUGGGACCAAAGAAAGUGAAAAUGUCCCAGAAGAUGGAAUGAUAAAUGACAGUUAUGAAGCAAGGAAAGGGAAGUUUCUGGUUCAAUACAAUGUAUUGAUGGAUAAAUAUUGGCAACUGAAGUUGAGUGGAAGUCUUGAUGAUGGGGACCAAGAAAUGAAGGAAAUCACAGAGAAAUUACGACAAAUAAAGAAAGAACUUUGCCAAAACGAACAACAUCAACAACAACAACAACAAAGAGAGCAUAACAUGUAA
Molecule: messenger RNA, 3120 nt
Organism: Octopus bimaculoides (California two-spot octopus)
Lineage: Eukaryota; Metazoa; Mollusca; Cephalopoda; Octopoda; Octopodidae
Source: RefSeq, a predicted model, not a curated record